GAACUAUAUACUUUUUGUUCGCUCGCUCGUUCAUUCCUUUGAUUUCGCUGAUUCAUUUAAUACCUUGAGUUUCAUCUUGCUUUUCCUUUUCCAAUUGAGAAUUGACGUAUAUACAGUGCAGGCACUAUUUCUUAGGAAUCGUUAAUUUUGAUUGCUUCUUUGGAUUUCAUACGCUAUUUCAUUUACAUUGCUAUUUUUUAUCGUUGCACAUUACCACACUCUCUGGAUACCAAUCCAGUUGUUUCAUUAAAAUAUCACGAACACUGCCGUCGUAUUGACGUUGACAUAUACAUCAUGGCCGAUAGAAAACAUGUUAGAAAAUCGAGGAGUCAGGGGUACUUUCAUCGAAAAAGACCAGAUGAGAUAUAUAUCCAAAAUGCCCAGAGCCAUAUGUUUUCAUACGCCAACAUGGAAGGAGCCAUGCCAACACCCGAGUUGCUUUUUGACGUUGAUGAAAAGGAAAACGCCACAUUUCCCCGAACUCCAGAUAACGAGGCAUCAUCACCCCGAAACUUUUUUCUCGAAAAACCACCCGUGAAUUGGAAAUCAGAGGAGACGCCUAUCUCUCCUGGUGUGACUGUUUUAUUGAGUCCGGCGUAUGGGGACGAGAAUGGUGAUUUAGAUGUUAUGGAGUUUUUCCAGGCAGCGACCUAUCCAGGACCACGAGCGGUGCGAAUUACUUCAGAAAAGCCACGAGAUAUGUCCAUAUCUCGAAAUGCAAACAAGAAGAAAAGCUCAUCAAAGAUUGGGCUUCCUUCGCCAAAAACUCCCAAAGCUUGGCCUUCGAUCGCUGUGCCUGAUAUUAGUACCCUUCCUUCGCCGGAAGUGGUUGAAAGAAAUAUACUAGGAGCUCGUCUGAAACUUUCUGGACGGGAGACUUCAACUGAGAAGUCUGUAGAUUUUCCACAAACUCAACGUCGUAUGAUUAAUAAUCCGCUUGAGGCAUAUCUUGUGGCACCAAGGCAUAUGUCAGGCCGGAAACAGACGGGCUCACCAUCUCCGGAGAUAAGAAAUACUCGUAGCCAGAAUAAUCUGCUAGAACCAACAUUAGCAGCCAGCGGAUCCAUAUCAAGGACGUCUAGUCCAGUUUUUGAGUUUGACGAUUCGGAAAUCACAGAUAUUGAAAGUGGUGAUGAGUUCGAAGAGACAAGUAACGAGAGACUAAGCAGAUGUGAAACAUUGUCAAGUCAAGAUCUUCAUAGUCCAAUGUUCGACAAGCCUCCAAAGCCAUUGGAAAAAGAUUGGAAGUUCCGUCUUCAACAAGAUCAUGCCAUGGGUACUCUUGGUGCUUUAGAGUCACCUUCGAUGUUCUCGUCUGCUAGCCAAGCUUCUCAAAGAGUACCCAAGUCGACACAUAGAAGGCUCGGCGAGAUUGAAUUGCCGAAUUACAAUACUGAAUUUUCGAAUAUUUACACAAAGGAUACGCACACAACUCGUGCUCGUCAAACCAGUGCAGAAUCAGCACGCUCUCAAACCUCACCUACCAUACCGCCACCUCGAAGGAAUAGUCCGCCUAUCAUGGCACCAAUUCAUCGAGACCAGAGCGAAGAAAAGGGAGCAUCAUUUGAACCAGAAUCCCGCACGCCGAGAACUGUAGUAUCGAAUUGGCUUACGAGUAUGUCUUCUAACGCUGGACGUAAGGAACAAUCGCGAGAGCAUGAUGUUUUUUGGAAGAAAAGUCGAAGUUGGGGUAGGAAGACAAAGCCUAAAUUGGAAGGUUGGAUUUGAUAACAUAGGCGGGGAACAUACUGUUGUUGGGUAGUUUUGGUGGGGCGGAUUCUAGCAUUAACGUGUCGAUGGACGGGGAUAAUCAAAUUUGUUAAUGAAAAUCUAGGCAACUGGAAAUUUUGAUGGGGAGCGUUGUGGAGAAAGAUUGCAUGUCAAAAUAUAAAGCUUUUGAGAGGGAACUUUGGCUCCCUAGGAGUAGAGGAAUGGAGAAGAGGCUGGAUCAUAAUCGUUCCUCGUAAUUGCCAAGUGCUUCUUGAUGUCAAAAUGACUAGGUAUGCGCGCGGCUGCUUGCUGUCAUUACCAGCUGCAUCUCUAGACCUUCUUGACAGCUAAUAAUGUUACGUCAUGCUCUGUCGCUCUAGCUUCUGUUUGCUGCAAAAUUGCACGAUGUCCGUUAAGACCUUCACCAAUCUUGGAUUCA
Botrytis cinerea B05.10 is the source of this 2149-nucleotide messenger RNA. RefSeq lists its product as hypothetical. The transcript has 2 exons. Lineage: Eukaryota; Fungi; Ascomycota; Leotiomycetes; Helotiales; Sclerotiniaceae. The record is from RefSeq and is a predicted model, not a curated record. The coding region runs from base 295 to 1728 and encodes 477 amino acids.